Messenger RNA from Gryllus bimaculatus (two-spotted cricket), 609 nucleotides. The record is from the annotation of a GenBank genome assembly. NCBI's taxonomy places the organism in Eukaryota, Metazoa, Arthropoda, Insecta, Orthoptera, Gryllidae.
AUGCUAAUUAGCCCCAGUGGUGCCAUCUGCGAGCAGCGACUGUACGAUGACGCGGCGCGGCGCUGGGGGACGCUCUGCGACGCGGGGCGGCGCUGCGCGGCGCUGGGCGUCGUGACCACGGGAUUCGCGGCGGGGAUGUUUUACACGGCCGCUUCAAGACGAACGGCUUGUUCUUCGACCCUCCGCGCGCUUGCGGAGCCGGGGGGGGGGGCGACGGGAAUGAAGUGGUCGUGUAGAAUCCCGACGAAAUGCUCUGCAUUUGCGUGUGUCUGCGGAGGCUCCAUUCGUCUUGUUUGGACGGGAUUUUCAUUUCUGAACGAGCAUCAGGUGCAGCUCGCGAUGGCGAACCUUGCGCAGGCAAUAAAUCAGAGCAGAAAUGAGGCAAGCGGCGCUCUGGGAGAGGAACCAGACCCGCUGGACCGGCCGACUCGCAUGCUCCCUUCGGAGUGGAUUCGCGUUCUCGUGUUGGGCCUCCCGUGGACGCCCAACCGCCCGCUAAACGCGUCGUUUCUGAGGAUGAGGGAGCGGGAUUUCCGCUGGGCAGAGGCGGAGGUGGGCGCCGGGGUGCGCCCGGCCCAUUCAACGGCGAGACGCGGGGCGGGACAAUGA